AUGAGAACAGGCCAGGUGCUGAUGCCUCACUUUGAAAACACAACGUGCCGCUCUCUGGACCUCAGAAUCAGACACAGCGGAGAUAAGGACCCCUUGCCCUCGCUGACCCUGGCUCUCAUCUCCACAGGUUUCGGCAUGACCACCCCAGCCACAGUGGGCGGGAAGGCCUUUCUCAUCGCCUACGGACUGUUCGGCUGCGCGGGAACCAUCCUCUUCUUCAACCUCUUUCUGGAGCGCAUCAUCUCGCUGCUGGCCUUCAUCAUGCGCGCCUGCCGAGAGCGUCAGCUGCGCCGCAGCGGCCUCCUGCCCGCCACCUUCCGUCGAGGCUCGGCGCUGUCAGAGGCCGACAGCCUAGCGGGCUGGAAGCCGUCGGUGUACCACGUGCUGCUCAUCCUGGGCCUGUUCGCUGUGCUGCUGGCAUGCUGCGCCUCGGCCAUGUACACCAGCGUGGAGGGCUGGGACUACGUGGACUCGCUCUACUUCUGCUUCGUCACCUUCAGCACCAUCGGCUUCGGGGACCUGGUGAGCAGCCAGCACGCCGCCUACCGGAACCAGGGGCUCUACCGCCUGGGCAACUUCCUCUUCAUCCUACUCGGCGUGUGCUGCAUCUACUCGCUCUUCAACGUCAUC
Messenger RNA from Cricetulus griseus (Chinese hamster), 630 nucleotides. The record is from RefSeq and is a predicted model, not a curated record. Lineage: Eukaryota; Metazoa; Chordata; Mammalia; Rodentia; Cricetidae.